This is a messenger RNA of Laetiporus sulphureus 93-53, 1757 nucleotides long. RefSeq names its product kinase-like protein. NCBI's taxonomy places the organism in Eukaryota, Fungi, Basidiomycota, Agaricomycetes, Polyporales, Laetiporaceae. The transcript is spliced from 3 exons. Gene Ontology annotation, biological process: protein phosphorylation; intracellular signal transduction. The record is from RefSeq and is a predicted model, not a curated record. Bases 288 to 1628 code for a protein of 446 amino acids. Gene Ontology annotation, molecular function: protein serine/threonine kinase activity; ATP binding.
GCCAUACCUGAUUACUCGAAGGACAGUCACGAUCGUAAUCUAGUUUGUUCAGGAUGCCGAACGUGGAUACAAGCCUAUCAGUGGCUGUUAUACCCGAGAAGUAUAUCCGCAUCCCUCAUGCGCUCAUCCAUCCGUGUCUUCCGUCCUCCGCUACCCGUAUCCGAUGGCUCAGCAUAUAGCCCUGCGAGCACGUCCACGAACCCCAUCGACCAACAUAAGUUGCACGCGAUUCUCAUUGCUCCUCUCCAUUCUUCCUCAUUCCCUCCCAUUCUUACAUUGCGCUCGCCAUGAUUCAAUUCAGCGCCAUCUUGCCUGACUUCACGGACGAAAGCGUGAGGUCUGCUGUAUUCCACUUGCGCCUUACCGAGAAGCUUGGCUCUGGCGCCUACGGUGUCGUCUAUUCUGCACUUGACCUCAACUGUCCUUCAGACCGACCAAUCACAUAUGCAGUCAAGUGUCUUCUGAGACAUACGGAGGACUCAGAAUACCGCCGUUACCAGAGAAGAGAGGUCUUGCUACACCGAAAGGCGUCAGCCCACCCACAUGUCAUCAAAAUCCAUCAAGUCAUCGAGGACGAGCAUUAUAUCUUCGUCGUCCUCAACUUCUGCCAAGGAGGGGACUUGUUCUCUGCCAUCGCCGAGCGCAAAAUAUUUGAAGGAAACGAUGCGCUCGUCAAGAAGGCUUUCCUUCAGCUCAUCGAUGCCGUUCACGCAUGCCACGACCACGGCGAGGAGAUUUUUCUCAGCGACUUCGGACUUGCGACAAGGUCCAAGGUUAGCAUGUCACAUGGCUGCGGUAGCUCGUACUAUAUGAGUCCAGAAUGCAUCGGGGACGAUACGGAGCGUCGACCAUUCCUCAACCCUGUCUCGGACAUCUGGUCCCUCGGUAUCAUCCUCAUCUAUAUGAUUACCGGCCACAAUCCUUGGCACAUUGCCUCGAUGAACAAUGAUAAAGGGUUCGCGCGAUACAUCCGCGAGGAAAACGCCUACUUGCUCCGCAACCUUCCCGUCUCCCCCGCCAUCGCCGACAUCCUCGGCCGCAUCCUCGCUCCUGCAGAGUACCGCAUAACCCUGCACGAGCUCCACAAGGCCAUCCUCGCAGUGGACACAUCCUUCCGCGAUCCUGGUGUCAAGGUCAACGUCAGCUCUGUGUCUGCGCCGGCAUCCCUAUUCAGCCUGUCGACGCGCCCCACCAGCUGUAGCACUUGCCCCAGCGGUUUUGUCCAUAUACUUCCGUUUCCCUCGGACUUCGCACCUCGUUCCUCAAGACCCGAUGACGACGGCGUCGGGCCGCUCCUCGACAUCCCUUCCCCUGUCCGCGCAGGCCGCACAGACUCGACAAUUGUGCACAUCCGUUUGCUUGUUCCGAGCCUCUCGAACGGCUCCUCUCGAUCCGAGAGUACCAGCCCAAUCACUCCCGAGCAUGUCACCAUCGUGCUCUCCACGUCUAUUCCCGAAUUACAGCUCGAUAUGCCACAACUCUCCGAUCCCGUGUCCUCCUUUGCGAGCUUCGCUGCAGAAAAUGGCGCGGCGGUUUCAUGGUCAUCGCUGGCGAUGAAGAAGAGGAAGCUGCCGCGGUCGUGGCAGCGGAUUAAGGGUGCUAUACAAAGGAUCAGGGUCUUGGUUUAAGGGCGGUUGUUGCGUAGACUGUCCAUGGUGCUGGUCACCAAGUACAGUGGGAAGUCAAAUCAUUGUAUCAAUAGUCAUAAUCGUGUACCAAUAUUGCUUCACUUUUAUGUGAAUAAUCAGCUGCACGGA